Molecule: messenger RNA, 1766 nt
Organism: Sorex araneus (European shrew)
Lineage: Eukaryota; Metazoa; Chordata; Mammalia; Eulipotyphla; Soricidae
Gene: ALG14
Product: ALG14 UDP-N-acetylglucosaminyltransferase subunit
Exons: 4
Coding region: 90-848 (252 amino acids)
Biological process (GO): dolichol-linked oligosaccharide biosynthetic process
Cellular component (GO): UDP-N-acetylglucosamine transferase complex
Source: RefSeq, a predicted model, not a curated record
CCCUCGGUGCCCUCCGAACUCUGACCGGACCUCGGAGGCUGGCGCAGCGCGCGGCGGCGACACUACGCAUGCGUCCUUCUGUCCUUUGAAUGGGGGCCGCGUUCCUCUUCCUGCUGGCAGCGGCGGCAGGGCUGCUGGCCGCAUUCCCGGCCCUGAAGCUGUGUCGCAUGCUUCACUCCCGGCCUGCGCGGCUCCGGGAAUCCCUCAGUCUCCUGGUGGUGGCCGGGUCCGGUAAGUCUCCGGGCUGCCCGCGGAGGGUUCGGCCGCGGCACUACAACCCCCAGAGUGCACCGCGGCCUUCUCCCCGGUCUUCUGGGCGCCGUCGGGAGCGAGGUGGACAUACCACUGAGAUCCUGAGGCUACUUGGGAGCUUAUCCAAUGCUUACUCUCCUAGACACUAUGUUAUUGCUGACACGGAUAAAAUGAGUACUCAGAAAAUAAAGGAGUUUGAACAAAACCGAGCUAAUCAAGACCCCAGUACCAGGUCUCUGAAGUACUAUGUCCACCACAUUCCAAGAAGCCGUGAGGUCCAGCAGUCUUGGCUGUCCUCAGUGUUCACCACUUUGUACUCCAUGUGGCUCUCCUUGCCUCUGACCCUGCGUGUGAAGCCAGAUCUGGUGCUGUGUAACGGACCAGGAACGUGCGUUCCUAUCUGCAUAUCUGCUCUUCUCCUGGGGAUCCUAGGAAUUAAGAAAGUCAUCAUUGUCUACGUUGAGAGCAUCUGCCGAGUCGAAAAUUUAUCCCUGUCCGGAAAGAUUCUGUUUUACCUCUCAGAUUACUUCAUUGUUCAGUGGCCCACUCUUAAGGAGAAAUAUCCCAAAUCUGUGUACCUUGGGCGAAUUGUCUAACAAAUGACAACUUCUCUAAAAUUUUGCUAUCAACAGUGUUUAUUAUUGGUGAGGGUAUUUAUUAGAAAAUUUGGGGUGAUCAGAAGUGAAAAAUGUAUAGGGUUGGGGAGUUGCCACAAGGGUAGGGCACUUGCCCUGCGUGCGGCCUGCCAGGACUCAGUCCCUGCACCUAGUCUGGCCCUCCUGAACCCCACUACAAAUGAUCCUUGGGUAUCACCAGGUGUGACCCCAAAUCAAAGCAAACGAAGUUUUAAAGAUGUAAAUAUACAUAUUAAAAAAAGUGGAAAAGUUGGAGGCUGUCCUUAAGAAAAACAGACACUAAGUAAGCCAUGAAGUAUAUACGCUUCUGUUCACCUCAUUCCUUUUCUACCUGAAGAGUCUAUCCUUAUUCAUAAAGGCCUUCUGCUAUUUUAGUAAUGUUUCAUCUGGAACUAAAUAGAAACUUGCAUGAUUAGUAACAUUGCCUGUUCCAUAGCUUUUCUUUUUUUCUUUUUUUCUCCCCUCUGUUUUCUAAGCAGUGCUCUGCAUUGUAAAAAGGAAAGGGGGGAAUAAAGGGUAUUUCUUCAUUUUUGUUCAGAUCCAGCAGGCUUUAUUUCCUGUGUGGAAGCAGUGGGGUCUCGAGGGAGUCCACACAGCAGAGGAAGCAGUCCUGUUAAAUUGGCUUUACAGCUGUUUGCGCACCACGGGCUUACAGGACCUUGAGCAUAAACCAGUGUCUUUUUUGUGUUCUUCAGUUUUGUUUUGUGAGUAGUUGGCUUCAAGCCAAAAUAUCUGUUAAGAAUCUCAUCUUUAAUUAUUACAUUAUAACCUCUGUUAUAGUAAUAAAUACUUGACUUUUAAGGUGAUUUUUACUCAUAAUUCAGACCCUCAGAACAUUUUAUAAAAAUGUUUUAAUAAAUGUGCAAUCUUGUGUCUGAA